CUUGCUUUCAUCAAUUUAUUUCCUUGACGCCAGCUCUGGCGCGCUAAAGACAAAAUAAGCGUGGCUGGUUGUCGUGGUGGCGGCUGCGGUUCGCGGUUGUUGGAGGGGUUGGCGUCGUUCCAAGGGGGUUUUAUUAUUGAUUAUUCAUGAAUCAAUUUAAACUCUAAAAGCGAGGUCCGACCACAUAUAAGGCAUCAGCAUGGGCUACAUGUCAGUGAUUUGCUGUGGAGAAGUCGGCAAUGCAGCAUUCAUUGGCUGUGGAGGAGAGGUCAAGUUAUUGAAUGACUGUGGUGAGUUGAAGAGAUUCACAUUCCCCCCUGUGACUACUGCAAAACACCCAACCAAGGCCAAUGGAGAGGAGGCAGGAGAUGAGCCACAGGAAAGAGACGAGCAGUCGUCGGGCCGCGUGCUGGGCGUCUGUGUUUCCCCGUCCGGGCGCCUGGUGGCAGCACUGAAUGACCACAAGACGGCGUGCGUGUGGCGGGCCGAGGACGGCGGCCGGCUGGCCUCGUGGCAGACGACGCGCAAGGGCAGCUGCCUGACCUUCUCCCGCGACGAGCAGGCGCUCCUGGUGGCCGAUAAGUCUGGAGACGUUUACAAGUGCCAGCUGGGUGAGCCAGAGACAAAACCGCAGCUCAUCCUAGGACACAUCUGCAUGGUUCUAGAUAUGUGUGUGACCGGUGACGGCCGGCACCUGCUGACCUCGGACCGCGAUGAGAAGGUGCGCGUCACCCGCUACCCCAACACGUGGUCGAUCGCCGCCUACUGCCUGGGGCACACCGAGUUCGUGUCGGCGCUGUGCCUGACGGCGGCCGGCCGGCUGGUCACCGGCGGCGGGGAUAUGACCGUUCGUCUUUGGGACCCGGAGUCAGGUCGCCAGCUGGCGUGCUGUCCAGUGACGGCUGAGGGAAGUGAUAGUUCAAAUAGCGAGCAAAAGGUGGCGGUGGUGUCGAUCGUCGCUGUCCAGGCCGGGGAGGACAGUCUGCUCGUCGUUCGGGUUCACAGCUGGAGCCGCCUGGUGGUGCUCUCCGUCUCCUGCGACUCUCUGACGCCCCGGCCGGACCUGGAGGGCGCCCUCCGACAGCCGGCGGCGCCCUGGGCGGUGGCCGCCGCCGCCGACCGGCUGCUGGUGCUGCGACCCGACCCAGAGGCGCCGCUGGUCGAGUACCGCGCCGCCGCCGACGGUCGGCUGACCCUACAGCCAGCCGGAGCGCGCGCCACUGCCGCCGCCCGGCUCUGUACCGAGCUCAAAGAGACGUUCGAAGUUCCCGAGGAGGUCACCUGGCUGUUCAAACAGUGGUUCGACAACGUCGCCGACUACAAGAGCAAAAAGGAAGAACGACUGAGGGGCGAGAAGAAAACGAAGACGUCGGAAGAGAGCUCACCGAAGAGACUAAAAAGCGCGCCGGAAUAAACGUUAGUCACGUAA
This is a messenger RNA of Amphibalanus amphitrite, 1429 nucleotides long. RefSeq names its product tRNA (guanine-N(7)-)-methyltransferase non-catalytic subunit WDR4-like. Gene Ontology annotation, cellular component: nucleus; tRNA methyltransferase complex; cytosol. Lineage: Eukaryota; Metazoa; Arthropoda; Thecostraca; Balanomorpha; Balanidae. The transcript is spliced from 8 exons. Gene Ontology annotation, biological process: RNA (guanine-N7)-methylation. Gene Ontology annotation, molecular function: protein binding; tRNA (guanine(46)-N7)-methyltransferase activity. Bases 200 to 1414 code for a protein of 404 amino acids. The record is from RefSeq and is a predicted model, not a curated record.